GUGUGCCUUGUUUACCUUUCCUGUAGCCAUGCUGAGCUCUGAAUCCAGCUCCAUCUUCCCAGGAUAGUGCCCUUCUCCCUGGGAGAAGCCUGAAGGGGGAGGACAGAAGAGCUGUCAUACAUUCUUACAUCCUUAAAGCCAUGUCUGAGGAUUUGGUGACAUUUGGGGAUGUGGCUGUAGAUUUCUCUCAAGAGGAAUGGGAAUGGCUGAACCCUGCUCAGAGGAAUUUGUAUAGGAAGGUGAUGCUGGAGAAUUAUAAGAGCCUGUUGUCACUGGGAACUCCUGUUUCUAAGCCAGAUGUGAUCUCAUUAUUGGAACAAGGAAAAGAGCCCUGGAUGGUGAAGACAAAGGAUAUAAGAGUCACAUGCCCUGAUUGGGAGUAUUCAUUUGAGAACAGUGAAUGUUCAUUCAAGCCUACUACGUAUGAAGUAUUUGAAGGACCAGCUACAGUGAUGACAACAGGAAGAAGUCAUCUCAGUUAUGGCCUCGACUCUGUCAGUUUGAGAGACAAAUGUGAAAACCAAGGCUAUUUUAAGAGCCAGCUGGGAAAUCAGGAGACACAUUCAAGUCAACUGGUUAUUACUCAUAAAGAAAUCCAUGCUGAAGAACAAAGUAGUAAAUACAAUAAAUCUUGGCAAACUUUCCACCAAGAUACACAACAAAGCAGUCCCCCCAAGACCAAAGGAGUACAUCAGCAUGACCCACAAAAGAAAAACUGCCGGAAAGGAUCUGUUGAAAUGACACCCAAGAAAACCUAUAUAGAAAAGAAACUUUUGAAAUGUAGUGAAUGUGAGAAAGUCUUUCAUCAGAGCUCAUCCCUUACUCUCCAUCAGCGAAUUCAUACUGGAGAGAAGCCCUAUGCAUGUAUUGAAUGUGGGAAAACCUUCAGUCAAAGUGCAAACCUAGCUCAGCAUAAGCGAAUACACACUGGGGAGAAACCUUAUGAAUGUAAGGAAUGCAGGAAAGCCUUCAGCCAGAAUGCACACCUUGCUCAACACCAGAGAGUUCACACUGGAGAGAAACCUUACCAAUGUAAAGAAUGCAGGAAAGCCUUCAGCCAGAAUGCACACCUGACUCAACACCAGAGAGUUCACACUGGAGAGAGACCGUUUGAAUGCAUUGAAUGUGGGAAGGCCUUCAGCAAUGGUUCCUUUCUCGCUCAGCAUCAGAGAAUCCACACAGGAGAGAAGCCUUAUGUGUGCAAUGUGUGUGGGAAAGCCUUUAGCUAUCGUGGGUACUUAAUUGUACAUCAGAGAAUUCAUACUGGAGAGAGGCCCUAUGAAUGCAAGGAAUGUAGAAAAGCCUUCAGCCAAUACGCACACCUUGCUCAACACCAGAGAGUCCAUACUGGGGAAAAACCUUAUGAAUGUAAAGUAUGUAGGAAAGCCUUCAGCCAAAUUGCAUACCUUGAUCAACAUCAGAGGGUCCAUACUGGAGAGAAACCUUAUGAAUGUAUUCAAUGUGGGAAAGCCUUUACCAACAGUUCAUCACUUGCACAACAUCAGAGAAGUCAUACUGGAGAGAAACCCUACAUGUGUAAGGAAUGUAGGAAAACAUUUAGCCAGAAUGCAGGCCUUGCUCAACAUCAGAGGAUUCAUACUGGAGAGAAACCUUAUGAAUGUAGCAUUUGUGGGAAAGCCUUUAGCUAUAGUGGGUCUCUUACUCUGCACCAGAGAAUCCAUACUGGAGAGAAACCCUAUGAAUGUAAGGAUUGCAGGAAGUCCUUCAGGCAGCGUGCACACCUUGCUCAUCAUGAAAGAAUUCAUACUUUGGAGCCAUUCUUGGCUUUUCCUUCAUCCACAACCAAUCAGUUGCCAAGACCUAUAGGUUAUAUCUCCUAAAUAUGUCUGGAAUUUGAUCCCUUUCAUGCAUUCCCAUUUGAUCACUCUUGUCUAAUAUACAAUCUAUUUGAUGUGUGCUGUGGAAGUAGCUUUCUAAUUGCUCUCCCUGUAUCCACCAUUGUCCAAACUGCAGCCAAAAUUCUGUUUCUUUUUAAAAAAUCAUUUUAUUAGGGGCUCAUACAACUCUUAUCACAAAAAAUUCUGUUUCUAUAAAUAAAAGUUUAGCUAUGCCUUCUGUCCGUCAUUGAAAUCUCCAGUGGCAUCCUCCAGUUCUUAAGUUAAAAACACACUACCCUAAAAAUAGCCUGAGGUCUAUCCUACCUUGUUCCAAUCUACUUCCCAAAGUCUUCCCUCUCUACCCCCAAAAGUCUUAUAUUAUCAAUAAUUAUUCUCUGGAGUUGGAACUGAUUUAUGGCAGUGAGCUUUGUUGUUGUUUUGCAUACUUCACCAGAAUUAAGAACUCAGAUUGCAGCAUUAAAUAGGCCAGAGUUUCAGUUCUUACUGUAAAACUGUGUUCUCCUUUUGGGGAAUGUCCUUUGUAACUAUCAGUCUUUUUAUUUGUACUAUGGUAUUAAUAGUACUACCUCACAAGUUGGGAGAAUUUAAUGAAAGAAUGCAUGUAAAUUGUUCAGCAGAGUGCCUAAUGUGAAAUAGCUCAAUAAACAUUGAUAUAAAAUAACAAGAUACUGUGGUAUACAAAGAAGAGCUGAUCAUCUCAGCCAAAGUCAACUGAGAAAUUUAAAAUGCAGUAGCAUCCCAAGCC
Molecule: messenger RNA, 2604 nt
Organism: Echinops telfairi (small Madagascar hedgehog)
Lineage: Eukaryota; Metazoa; Chordata; Mammalia; Afrosoricida; Tenrecidae
Product: zinc finger protein 583-like
Exons: 5
Coding region: 141-1841 (566 amino acids)
Biological process (GO): negative regulation of transcription by RNA polymerase II
Molecular function (GO): DNA-binding transcription repressor activity, RNA polymerase II-specific
Source: RefSeq, a predicted model, not a curated record